Molecule: messenger RNA, 1256 nt
Organism: Cynara cardunculus var. scolymus (artichoke)
Lineage: Eukaryota; Viridiplantae; Streptophyta; Magnoliopsida; Asterales; Asteraceae
Product: glucose and ribitol dehydrogenase-like
Exons: 5
Coding region: 63-1136 (357 amino acids)
Molecular function (GO): oxidoreductase activity
Source: RefSeq, a predicted model, not a curated record
GGGUACAUUCUACUUCUUUUCCAUUUCCACAACGGGAGUGUUUCAUUCAUUCAUCAUAAGUCAUGAUGUACUCGAUUGCCUCCGGCAUUGGUGGGAUUCCGAUCACUGAGAAGUCAUGCAUGUCGUCACAAAGGUUGUUGGCUACACGUGGUACAUUGAGAAUUAGUAGUUACGGUGUGGUGAUGAAUAUCGGCUCUCUUGUUGUAAGGCGUCGUUGCUCUGCUUUUCCCACCCUCAAGGUGAAGGCAAUUGGGAAGGAAGAUCAGAAGGAAGAUCGAUUCCCACCACAACAUCAAGAAACGCAACCAGGAAAAGAGUAUCUCAUGAACCCUCGUCCUCAAUUCAGUAACCCAAAUUACAACCCAUCUGACAAACUCCGCGGAAAGGUGGCUUUAGUGACCGGAGGAGAUUCAGGUAUCGGAAGGGCCAUUUGCUACGCCUUUGCUAAAGAGGGUGCAACUAUCGCCUUCACGUAUGUCAAGGGUGAUGAGGACAUAGAUGCCGCCGACACCUUGAAGAUCAUCAAAGAGGCAAAAACGAGCGAGUCAAGUGAUCCAACUGCAAUACCAACCGAUCUCAGAUACAACCAGAAUUGUCAAGACGUUGUUGAUGAUGUCAUUGCGAAAUAUGGGCACAUCGAUGUCCUGAUUAACAAUCCAGCCGUGCAGUAUCCAUUAUAUUCUUUAGAAGAUAUAACGGAGGAGAGGCUUGAAAAGGUGUUUAGGACCAACAUUUUCUCUUAUUUCUUCAUGACAAGGCAUGCUAUCAAGCACAUGAAACAAGGAAGCAGCAUCAUAAACACCGCGUCACUAGUAGCGUACAUAGGAAACGGAAAGUUUCUUGACUACGGAUCAACGAAGGGAGCCGUUGUGUCUUUCACAAGGGGUUUAUCACAGUUUCUACUCGACAAGGGGAUUCGAGUCAAUGGUGUCGCACCUGGCCCUGUGUGGACGCCAUUGGAAGUUUCAGGACAAGAUGAUGAGGAAAUAGUAAUAUUUGGGUCACAGGUGCCCAUGGAUAGGGCUGCUCAGCCUUACGAGAUGGCUCCAUCGUAUGUGUUCCUUGCAUCCGAGGACUCUUCCUACUUUACUGGCCAAGUUCUUCAUCCUAAUGGUGGGGUAAUCGUCAAUGCUUAGCACUUGAAUUUGUUUAAGAUAAUAAAGCGAAAUGUAAGCAGGCCCGUUCCUGACAUUUUAUGGGCCUUGGGCGAACGUAAAAACAGGGCACACUGCAAUAAACAAGGCUUUUAGCAAUGA